Molecule: messenger RNA, 5861 nt
Organism: Cherax quadricarinatus
Lineage: Eukaryota; Metazoa; Arthropoda; Malacostraca; Decapoda; Parastacidae
Source: RefSeq, a predicted model, not a curated record
AUGUUCAUUGAGAACUACGACAACUUUCCUGAUUGAUUUCAUAGGGUUAUUCUUGGUUUAUUUAAACAAUACGCCAAGAAAGUUACAAAAUCAAAGCUUUUGUCUUAUGCUAAAUAAAAACUACUUUUCUCAACACACAUUGGAUAUUUGUCACAUUAUUUGACAUACUGAGUUGUGCCAAGUUGGAGGUGCCCAGCAUGGGCCAGUAGGCCUACUUGCAGUGUUCCCUCAUUCUUAUGUUCCUGUAUCUGUAUCCAUAAUAUCAAUGGCAGCAAACUCGUAGUAAACAAAAAAAUUAUGUUAUUAAAUACUUAAAAUAAAUAAUAAGUUAGCCAUUAACCAGUACUGGGUUUCUACCACAACGACCUACAGCUACUGAAUGGAACUUGGGCAUUAACAUAUUUUCACUACACACCUUUCAUACAUCAUGGAAUAAGUAUUUCUUAUGCAAAUUGUUAUUUAAGAGAUAUUAAUGAAAAGAAAUUAGGUUAGGUUAGGUUUAGUUAAGGUUAGUUUAGGCUACAUUUACUUAGUUAAUUUAGGUACAAGUACACAUAGGUACAAUCAUCAUAUCAAUCAAUCAAUUUUUAUUUCCUUGCAAGAUUACACUGAGAUUAUGAAAUUACAAAAAUGAAUUGCAGUGCAAAAAGAGUCACUAUCAUGCCUAGGCAUUAUGGGCAGACUUAAUUUAAUGGCUUACAGACUAACUGAUACUAAAGAAAUUGAACAUAGUUUGUUUAAGUUGUACAUCUUGUUUAAUUAUAGUACACAGUAAUUUUACUCAAAUUACAAUAUUUUCAAUAGUAAAUAUUGAAAUUAUAUUAUGGGAAUAAAAGAGUGUGAGUUGUUGAAAGUAGUUUACAGUAUGAGAAUGUUACAAUUGGGUGUAAGGCAGUCAGGUUUUGGGUAGGUAUUUAUACUACAAGGUACUUUUAAUCAAGGUAUGAACUUUGGGCAUCACGUUUUGAAGUUUAAAGAUUUAGGUGAUUGGGAGAUUUUUGGGUAAAGGUAAAUAUUGAGUAUUUAGUUUAGGGUGAGUAAGUGGUUUUUGAGAAGAAUCUUAAAUUGAGUAGUUGUAAAUUAAAUAGGAUAACCUAAAAAAAAGUUAGUGACUUGUUUCCUUUGGAAUCUUUAUAAUAUUUUAUAUAAAGCCUAGCUUUAAAUAAUACAGUGCAUUAUACUCUUAAAAAUUAAAACAGCUAAGUACCUCAACUGUGUGAAAAUCAGUUACAGCAAAAAGAGCCAUAAUAGGAAUAAAGUGAAUGAGUUAUUUACAUGAACAUUAAAUAUAGAGGAUAAGCAUACAAUAAUAGGUACAUGAACGUUAACUAUACUACAGAUCACUCUUCUCCCUUUCUGUAGCUUCAUUCAUAAGUUACAUUUUAGUUAUAAUAAUAAUAAUCUUUAUUUCUACUAGCACACUAUAUAACUUAUACAGACCUGAUUGGAGUAUCCCUGGAGAGGAUUUCAGGGGCCAGCAUCCCCACAUCCCAGUCUGUGACCAGGCCUCAUGGUGGAUCAGGGUCUGAUCAACCAGGCUGGUACUGUUGGUUGCAUGCAAUCCGACGUACGAACCACAGCCUGGAUGAUCAGGUACUGGCUUGAGGUGCCUGUCCACGCCUUCUUGAAGACAGCCAGGGGUCUGGCUGUCUUCAAGCCAAGCGAGCUACUGGCACCCGUUUUUUAUUGGGGGGAUGUUGCAUCGUCUGCUGAGUCUUUUGCUUUCAUAGGGAGUGAUUUUCGUGUGCAAGUUUGGUACUAAUCCCCCUAGGAUUUUCCAAGUGUAUAUAAUCAUGUAUCUCUCCUGCCUGUAUUCUAGGGAGUACAGGUUGAGGAACUUCAAGCAUUCCCAGUAAUUCAGGUGUUUUAAUGCAGUUGUGUGUGCCGUGAAGGUUCUCUGUACAUUUUCUAGGUCAGCAGUUCCACCUGCCUUGAAAGGUGCUGUUAGUGUGCAGCAAUAUCCUAGCCUAGAUAAAACAAGUGACCUGAAGAGUGUCAUUAUGGGGUUGGCAUCCCUAAUUUUGAAGGUUCUCAUAGGCAUCCUGUUAGUUUUCUAGCAGAUGUAAUUGAUACAAUGUUAUGGUCUUUGGAGGUAAGAUCCUCUGACAUUAUCACUCCCAGGUCUUAUACAUAAGUUUUUUGCUCUAUUAUGUGGUUGGAAUUUGUUUUAUACUCCGAUAUAGUUUUAAUUUCCUCACAUUUUCCCUAUCGGAGUAAUUGAAAUUUCUCAUCGUUGAACUUCAUGUUGUUUUCUGCAGCCCAUUUAAAGAUUUGGCUGAUGUCCGCCUGGAGUCCUGCGGUGUCUUCAGUGGAAGACAUUGUCAUGCAGAUUUGGGUGUUAUCUGCAAAGGAAGACACGGUGCUGUGGCUUACAUUCCUGUCUUAUGUCAGAUAUAAGGGUGAGGAGCAGGAUGGGGGUGAGUACUGUGCCUUGUGGAGCAGCUUUUCACAGUAGCCACCUCAGACUUUACUCUGUUUACUACUACUCUUUGUGUUCUGUUUGUUAGGAAAUUAUAGAUCCAUCUACCAAUUUUUCUUGUUAUUCGUUUAUCACACAUUUUGUGCACUAUUAUACCAUGGUCACACUUGUCAAAGGCUUUUGCAAAGUCUGUGUAUACUACAUCUGAAUUUUGUUUGUUUGCUAGAGCAUCCAGGCCCUUGUCAUAGUGGUCCAGUAGUUGGGACAGGCAGGAGUGACCUGCUCUAAACCCAUGUUGCCCUGGGUGUGUAACUGAUGGGUAUCUAGAUGGGUGGCAAUCUUGCUUCUUAGAACCCUUUCAAGGAUUUUUAUGAUAUGAGACGUUAGUGCUAUCGGUCUGUAGUUCUUUGCUAUUGCUUCACUGCCCCCAUUGUGGAGUGGGGCUAUGUGUGUUGUUUUUAGCAGCUGUGGGACGACCCCUGUGUCCAUGUUUCCUCUUCAUAGGAUGUUAAAAGAGCAUGAAAGGGGCUUCUUGCAGUUCUUGAUGAACACUUGAGUUCCAUGAGUCUGGGCCUGGGACAGAGUGCAUGGGCAUGUCAUUUAUCGCCUUUUCGAAGCCAUUUGGCAUCAGGAUAAUAUCAGAUAGGUUCAAGUCUACCAGAUUCUGUCUCUCUCUCAUAAAAAAUUCAUUUAGGCCUUCAACUCGGUCUGGUUAGCGGCUUGCUAAAAAUCGAGUGAUAUUGGGAGUAGCUCUCACAUUUCCUUGCUGUCAUCUGUGUAGCACCCAUCUCGUUUAAGUAGGGGCCCAUUACUGUAUGUUGUUCUUGACUUUGAUUUGGCAUAAGAAAAGAAAUAUUUUGGGCUUUUCAGUUUCAUUUAUGGCUUUUAGUUCUUCCUGCGUUUCUUGACUCCUGUAAGAUUCUUCUAGCUUUAGUUCGAUGUUUGCUAUUUCUCUGACCAUUGUCUCCCUAUGUAUUCCAGAUAUAUUGGCCUCUUUUAGCUGAUCUUUUUAUUCUUUACCUUUGCCUGUAUAGGGAGCACCUUUUUAUUUCUAGUUUACAGUUUCUCCUCCUUUUUCUUAAAGGAAUAUGCCUUGAGCAUACCUUGAGUGCCACAGAGUGUAUUUGUUCUAGACAAAGGUUUGGAUCUAUGUUGCUUAGGCUAUUUUUCCAGUUUAUAUCAUUUAGGACCUGGUUUAUGUGGUCCCACCUUAUGUUUUUGUUACUGAAGUUGAAUUUGGUGAAGGCUCCCUCGUAACUGAUCACAUUUUGUUGGUCUGGGGGCCCGUGCAUACAUGUCUGAGCCUCUGUUAUGUUGUCAUCUGAGUAUGUUGUUUUUGAUAUGGUAAUAUUUUGUAUCAGAAUAUCAUUGUUAGUGAACAUAAGGUCCAGUGUAUUCUCCAAUCUUGUAGGCUCUAUUAUUUGUUGGUUUAAGGUGAAUUUGGUGCAGAGAUUUAAAAGCUCAUGUGUGUAGGUGAGUUUUCAUCUGAGCUGUCUCCUGGUGUUAUCUCUGCUACAACAUUAUUUGCUACAUUCCUCCAUUUUAGGUACCUUAGUUUGAAAUCCUCCAGGAUUAAGAUGUUGGGGGCUGGAGCUGGAAGAUUUUCCAGACAGUGAUCAAUUUUCAAAAGCUGUUCCUGGAAUUGUUGGGAAGUUGCAUCCAGAGGCUUGUAUACAACCACAAUUACCAGGUUUGGUUCUUGAGCUUUACUGUCAAAACUUCAACUACAUCAUUUGGGGCGUAUAGUAGUUCCGAGCAUAUGAGUUACUGUGAUAUACAGCCACCCCCCCUUCCCUCCCCUUUUGCCUGUUCACACUGUCGUAUCUGUAUAGGUUGUAACCCGUGAUCCAUGUUUUAUUGUCAAGGUGAUCCUUUAUGUGGGUGUCUGUGAAAACCAUGAACAUUGCAGUGGACAUGGUAAGCAGUCCACAGAUGAAAGGUAUUUUGUUGUUCUUUGCUAGCUUUAGACCCUGUAUAUUUGCAAAGAUGAAUGUUGUUGAACUGGCGGUAGAGCAUUUCGGACAAUUAGGUUAAUUUUGUCCCCAGGAUAUGAUCCACACUAGCCAACUAAGACCCAGGUACCUGCUUAUUGCUAAGUGAACAGGGAUAGCAGGUGUCUUAAGGAAACACACCCAAUGUUUCCUCUCAUACAGUGGAUCGAAUCACGGACCUCAGUGUGUGAGUCAAGUGCAUUACCAACCAAGCUACUGGAGUUCUCUUUCUGAACUGGCUCAUGCUGGAACUGAUAGUACAUACGGUAGUGAAGGAAGAUGCCAGCACUAGUGGUUUUCCAGCGACGGUGGCGUAUUGGAAGUGAUGACCUCGUCAUACCUGGCAUUAUAGAAGUUCUGUUACGUGCAGGAUGGCUCGGGCUGGCACUGACACUAUUUAUCCAUCAUGAAUCUGACACCUCCAUGUGCAGCAGUGGCAGUCACCUUCUCCGCCUCUUCCUCUUGGGUAGCAUGGUUAUCUUGGGAAUAACACUCAUAAUAACUGUGGCACUGGUAUUGUUCAGCAGCCGUGGAACCAUUAUGAACACUGCUCCCCGCAAACGAGUGUCUCAUCUUCUUGUGACUAGAGUUAUAUUCGGUAUCCCUGAAGUUGCAUGGAAUGCAAUGGGAACUGUGUGGAUAGUGAUGGGUGAAAUUCAUUGUGAACAAGAUACAGCCUUGCCUAUUCUUAUGAAAGCUCUUGUCAUCUACACCUGGGUGGCCAUUGGACUCAUUAUUGUUGGGAUUCUUUUGCUGUUCGAUCCCAUGAAGCGACCCAGCAGGCAGGGGCUUGUUGAAGGUGGCGCUUUAGGGAGUCAUUAUAUUCAGCUGUGGGAGAAACGCUGUCGCUUUCUCUGUUGUGUAAGGUCACGUGACGAGAAUAGCUCUGAAGCCUUCAGGAAUGUUGCAGAUGUAUUUGCCUCUCUAUUUGAGGAAAGUGACUUAGUGGCAUCUGACUUAGCCUCAGCCUUGGUGCUACUGAGACUGAAAAGAAAACAUGAGGAGAGACAGGAGGAGUCCUUCAGGAAGACCAAUCUCCAGCUGCCCAUCAGUCGCUCUUCCACAGCCAGCAUUGGUGCCUUAGAGGAUGAAGGAGGAUUGUUAUGCCACCAGUCACCACGACCUGAGUGGAUGAAAGUUGGCAGUGCCUAUCACUUUAUGAAGUUUGCGCUGGCCUCAUAUGGCUGGCCCUGGUUUGUUUAUGGCCACUUAUGUCAAGCAUGUUGCUCUCUCUGGUCACACUUGCGCUGUUGCAUGUGCUGCAGAUCGGUACCACAGUUUGAUAUGCAUGACAACUGUUGUCUGUGCAAUACAGCAGCACUCAAAGCAAUCACUGGUCUUACUGAGGAGAACAUCACCUACAUCACCUUCCACAACAAAAUAUAUGAGGUACUUUGAAGAUAAUGGUACUGUAGCAUCUCUGUAGCAUGGGUAGUUUCCCAGCUGUGUAU